GCGGUGCGGUGCGGUGCGUCGUCGGGCAGUGGCGCGGCCGGCGCCGCGCGUCGCCUUUUCCCCCUUAUGGAAGAGAUGGAAGAGGAGCUGAAAUGCCCGGUGUGCGGCUCGUUCUACCGCGAGCCCAUCAUCCUGCCCUGCUCGCACAACCUGUGCCAGGCGUGCGCCCGCAACAUCCUGGUGCAGACGCCGGAUUCGGAAUCCCCGCAGAGCCGCCGCGCGUCGGGCUCGGCCGUCUCCGACUACGACUACCUGGACCUGGAUAAGAUGAGCCUGUACAGCGAGGCGGACAGCGGCUACGGCUCCUACGGCGGCUUCGCCAGCGCUCCCACCACCCCGUGCCAGAAAUCCCCCAACGGCGUGCGGGUUUUCCCUCCCGCCGCCCCGCCGCCCCCCGCUUCCUUGGCCCCUCCGCCUCCGCCGCCCCGCAACGCGUGCCUGACGUGCCCGCAGUGCCACCGCAGCCUGGUGCUGGACGAGCGCGGGCUGCGCGGCUUCCCCCGCAACCGGCUGCUGGAGGGCGUCAUCGAUCGCUACCAGCAGGGCCGGGCGGCGGCGCUGCGCUGCCAGCUGUGCGAGAAGGCGCCCAAAGAGGCGGCCGUCAUGUGCGAGCAGUGCGACGUCUUCUACUGCGAGCCGUGCCGCCUGCGCUGCCAUCCGCCCCGCGGCCCCCUGGCCAAACACCGCCUGGUGCCCCCCGCGCAGGGCCGCGUCAGCCGCCGGCUGAGCCCCCGCAAGAUCUCCACGUGCACGGACCACGAGCUGGAGAACCACAGCAUGUACUGCGUGCAGUGCAAGAGCCCCGUGUGCUACCAGUGCCUGGAGGAGGGCAAGCACUCCAGCCACGAGGUGAAGGCGCUGGGGGCCAUGUGGAAGCUGCACAAGAGCCAGCUGUCCCAGGCCUUGAAUGGGUUGUCAGACAGAGCCAAGGAGGCGAAAGAGUUCCUGGUGCAGCUCCGCAACAUGGUGCAGCAAAUCCAGGAGAACAGCGUGGAGUUCGAGGCCUGCCUGGUGGCCCAGUGUGAUGCCCUCAUCGAUGCCCUCAACAGAAGGAAAGCCCAGCUGCUGUCCCGUGUCAACAAGGAGCACGAGCAUAAGCUGAAGGUGGUGAGAGACCAGAUUUCUCACUGCACGGUGAAGCUGCGGCAGACCACGGGGCUGAUGGAGUACUGCCUGGAGGUCAUCAAGGAGAACGACCCCAGCGGCUUCCUGCAGAUCUCCGAUGCUCUCAUCAGAAGAGUGCACUUAACUGAGGACCAGUGGGGAAAAGGGACGCUCACACCCCGCAUGACCACGGACUUUGACCUGAACCUUGACAACGGCCCCCUGCUGCAGUCCAUCCAUCAGCUCGACUUCGUGCAGAUGAAAGUUUCCUCCCCAGUGCCGGCCCCCCCAAUCCUGCAGCUGGAGGAGUGCUGCACCCACAACAACAGUGCCACGCUGUCCUGGAAGCAGCCCCCAUUGUCAACGGUGCAGGUGGAAGGAUACAUCCUGGAGCUCGACGAUGGCAAUGGAGGGCAGUUCAGGGAGGUGUAUGUGGGCAAGGAAACCAUGUGCACAGUGGACGGGCUUCACUUCAACAGCACUUACAGCGCCCGUGUCAAAGCCUUCAACAAAACAGGAGUCAGCCCCUACAGCAAGACCCUGGUGCUGCAGACAUCCGAGGAAACGCAGUCAGAAGAACAGACCCUCCCUUUUCCAGUGCCUUUGGAAAGAUUGCAGCUUCGUAGAAUGAGUCCUUUCUCCUCCACCCUUAAUCUACAACCCAGCUUCCCGGGGAGAUCCUACUUUGAGCUAAGAUCUUCGGCCCACCAGCUGAGCUUGCAUUCUUCCUUACAGUCCCUGAACUCAGCCGGAUGCAAUUUUGAGACACAAGGAACGCCUUACUCUCAAUUAGUUGACAUAAAAAAAAUGGUGGCAGUAGCUUGGUUUUCUUUCGAUCCUGCCUCUGCACACGCUGACAUCAUCUUUUCUAACGACAACCUGACUGUCACCUGCAACAGCUAUGAUGACAGGGUUGUGCUGGGGAAAACGGGCUUUUCCAAAGGGCUGCACUACUGGGAGUUGUCCAUCGAUCGUUACGAUAACCACCCGGACCCGGCCUUUGGGGUGGCACGCAUCGACGUCCUGAAGGAUGCCAUGCUGGGCAAGGAUGACAAAGCUUGGGCCAUGUAUGUGGAUAACAACCGCAGCUGGUUCAUGCACAACAACUCUCACACCAACAGGACUGAGGGAGGGAUAACAAAAGGUGCCACGGUGGGAGUGCUGCUGGAUUUGACCAGGAGGACCUUGACGUUCUCCAUCAACGAGGACCAGCAGGGCCCUGUCGCCUUUGAGAACUUGGAGGGCCUGUUCUUCCCAGCAGUCAGCCUCAACAGGAACGUGCAGGUGACGCUGCACACGGGGCUGCCGGUCCCUGAGUUCUACGCCUCGCGCUCGGCCAUGCAGUGAGGAUGAGGCAGCACGGAGCUGCGAGCGCCGGCACUGGGGGCAGCCAGAAGGGAAGGAGGAACCCAGCUUUGGCAGUCUUCAUUCUCCACCCACCAGCGCUGUCCUGUGUGUGUACGCUUCGCUGUUUAGCUCUUUUUGGCUGAUGAAGUACCUAGGUAGCCCAAGAUGUCCCUGUGUCCGCUUUUAGGUUCGGUUUUUCUCCCCUUUGAGUUGGGGCUUGGAGUUGAGAUGAGAGCUUCCCGUCCUGCAUCCUGCUGCAGCUGGCCAGGCUGUGGGAGAGACCCCC
Phasianus colchicus (ring-necked pheasant) is the source of this 2737-nucleotide messenger RNA. It is a transcript of the gene TRIM9, whose product is annotated as tripartite motif containing 9. Gene Ontology annotation, molecular function: zinc ion binding; protein binding. Lineage: Eukaryota; Metazoa; Chordata; Aves; Galliformes; Phasianidae. The record is from RefSeq and is a predicted model, not a curated record. Gene Ontology annotation, cellular component: cytoplasm.